ACUGGCUUCGAUGCGGCAUUUGUAGUUCCAACAACCAAUGUAGCAACUAUCGAAAACAACGCUUUGGUCAUUGAGGGUGUGUCAAGAUGUAGGAACGCGCUUCUGAAUGGGCAGAACACGGAUUACGACUGGGACAACGGCUACACUUGCCACCAGUUGAACAGUGGGGCGAUAACCGUCCAAUUACCUCAACCCUACAUGAUACAAACAAUGAGACUUCUUCUUUGGGAUUGUGACGAUAGAUACUAUUCCUAUUACAUAGAGGUUUCGGUCGAUCAAAUCAAUUGGGUGAAAGUGGUUGAUCGAAGGAUCAAGCAGUGCAGACUUCUUCUUUGGGAUUGUGACGAUAGAUACUAUUCCUACUACAUAGAGGUUUCGGUCGAUCAAAUUAAUUGGGUGAAAGUGGUUGAUCGAAGGAUCAAGCAGUGCAGGUUGGAGCGUAAGAAGAGAGAUCCUGUUGAAAUCAUCAUAUCAGUUAAGAUAUAGCC
Strongylus vulgaris is the source of this 488-nucleotide messenger RNA. Lineage: Eukaryota; Metazoa; Nematoda; Chromadorea; Rhabditida; Strongylidae. The record is from the annotation of a GenBank genome assembly.